Molecule: messenger RNA, 1320 nt
Organism: Auanema sp. JU1783
Lineage: Eukaryota; Metazoa; Nematoda; Chromadorea; Rhabditida; Rhabditidae
Source: the annotation of a GenBank genome assembly
AUGGCAUCGCUGAACAAGUUCCUCAUUUUUCUUAUAUUAUCUGUAUAUUUGUCUAGAAUAAUAGUAGUUGUUGACGGUAUUCAACUUUCAUCUGUCGAAUACCCCGAUGAAUCGAAUGACGAUGAAGACGAGGAUGAUGACGACGAUGCAGCUGAAGAACUCUAUAAUAAAACAUAUUCUGAGUACUCGACAGAGUUAGAAAGAUCUAUAUUCUCCAAGUAUUCAACAAAAAUCAGGCCUGCCAAAAACCAAUCAGCUCCUACUCUUGUCGAUAUUCACUGGCACAUUAUACAUGCCAGUGUUAAUCAAGAGCUGCAAACGCUCACUCUUCAUGGUCAUCUUUUCAUGCGAUGGGAAGACGAAUUUCUUGGUUGGGAUCCAGACGAUUUCAAUGGUAUCCGUAUAAUCCAAGCUCGCAAAUGGCAUGUAUGGCAUCCAAAGAUUAGAGUUGCCAACUCUAUUUCUGGUCUUCGCGCACAUCAAGACAUCUCGCCUGUGGCUCAUGUACUCAUACAGACGCAUUCAAAAGAAAAAGGAGCUAUGAUAGAAAUGUAUCCAACGUUUUCCAUAAACGUAGGUUGUUACUUUGAUUAUGCGGAUUAUCCGAAUGAUAUCAACAACUGUACAGCAAUCAUAUAUAGUCAUGCGAAAAUGACAGAGGUAGUCUUGCGAGUUUAUGAAAGUUGGCCACCGACUUUGAUGUUGGGAUGGGGAGGACAAGAAUCGAAGCGAAUUAUAUCUGAUUUCGAAAUGGUUAGCUUCACUAAUCAACUUCUCUACUACAUCAAUGGAACCGCCACAAAAGAGGCACCAGUCACUGAGAGACAGAAAUACGGAACACUACCUAUCCUAGCCGGAACACUUCAACUACGUCGUCAUACUGCUUUAUAUGGAAUAGGUAUACUCUUACCAUGUUUGGUUUCAAUCGCUAUCAAUAUCUGUUCUUUCUACCUGCCGUCAUUACAUAUGGCUGUAUAUAGCAUAAUGUCUAAUUAUUUCAUACAGAUCACCUUUUUACAAGAAUUUAUCACGAAGCUGCCUUUAUCUGUUUCACGUGUACCAGAUACAGUUGUACUAUAUGGAGUAUCAAUGUUGUUCAAUCUUUCAUCGUUUUUCAUUCAUGUGGUUCUAAUCAUUCUAACUAAGAAGAACGGCACAGACACCCAAACUGGCUCUCAGUUCCUAACAUAUUUCCCGAGUCUCUUUAAAUCUAAAUCCAUAGAAACAUGGGAUGUGAAAACAAAAAUUUUUCGAACGUGGAUUGGAUUCGGAUUCAUAUUUUCGUAUUUCGUUUUAUAUUUGUAUUUUACUUUCAAUUAA